AAUACAGAUAAGGGCGGUGCCCUAGACCGGAAAUGUGACGACGUAAUCUUUACCGCAAGUUUAGUGCGCGCAAAAUUAACCAAAAUAGGCGCAAGUGUUUGGGGUAUUUUGCCGGUGGCUCGGGUACAACAGAGAUUUGACUCGGCUUGUUUUGUUAUGGCAAGUCAAGCCUGGCAGCUGGAGUCAUCCCUGCGCCGCUCCGCCAGACUCGGCCUGGAAGUACUGGAGAGAGCGUCGAGACGGAGAGUAGACUGGUCUAGUAGUGUGAGUCCGUCUCCCAAUACAACAUCAACGGAUGGCAACGCCGGGAAUGAGGUUCUGGGAAACUCAGCCCACACAAGCCUGGAUGAUGCUUUUGAGACCAUAGCGGAAUUCAUGGCACAGACAACAAAUCAAUGCAAGAACUUUUACACGCCAGAGACUGAGCCUAUGGAAAAUGAGAGAACCCAUGUGUGCAAAUACCAUUCUCAAUCUCACCAACGCCCAGGGACCACACUGCAGAUCAGGAAACAUGCACGGUCAUCACCUGAGGAUUUCCACAUUGAGGUGUCACCAGGUACCUAUGCGAUUACCGCGGGAAUGCAGGACUCGCAGCAACAGACCCGGCUAGUACGCAUUAAUGCAGGAGAGAGUAUGAACCUCACCUUUCACCUCUAACCCCUGACCAAUCCCCUUUUGACUGUUCUGCUACCAAUAACAAAACUGUCCAAUCAGAAUGUUUACAUAUGAAUUUUCACGUGAAAGUCUUGUCUUCUGGAUUAAUUUGUCGCUUUAGAGCGACAGUGAUACAUUGUUAUUAAUUUGCUGCUAAAUGAGAAGCCAUAUUUUGAUGAUCUGAUCAGGAUUUAAUUUGUUAUAUUCAAUUAUUUGUCAUAUGUCUGCCCAAACGCAUCACGUAAAGCACUAAUUAUGUAUUUUUUACCAUAUCAGUAUAAUAAAGUAUAUUUUAUAUCAAUAA
Molecule: messenger RNA, 958 nt
Organism: Coregonus clupeaformis (lake whitefish)
Lineage: Eukaryota; Metazoa; Chordata; Actinopteri; Salmoniformes; Salmonidae
Gene: akip1
Product: A kinase (PRKA) interacting protein 1
Exons: 5
Coding region: 157-657 (166 amino acids)
Biological process (GO): regulation of non-canonical NF-kappaB signal transduction
Cellular component (GO): nucleoplasm
Source: RefSeq, a predicted model, not a curated record